Pyricularia grisea is the source of this 2125-nucleotide messenger RNA. RefSeq lists its product as uncharacterized. Gene Ontology annotation, molecular function: sphingomyelin phosphodiesterase activity. NCBI's taxonomy places the organism in Eukaryota, Fungi, Ascomycota, Sordariomycetes, Magnaporthales, Pyriculariaceae. The transcript is spliced from 2 exons. The record is from RefSeq and is a predicted model, not a curated record. Gene Ontology annotation, biological process: sphingomyelin catabolic process. Bases 140 to 2125 code for a protein of 661 amino acids.
GUUUUUGUUUGGAUCAGGCCGCCGUCCAUCUUUUGGUAUCCCCCCCUCAUUUCAGUCCUUACUGUCAAUCCAUAGGCCCCUGGGUUACUGUAAGCUCCAGAUUCGCUUCUGUAGCUCACUACCCACAUCACUGCCCAUCAUGAGGUUCUCAACCCUGGUCAACGCGCUUAGUGCGCUUACUACCCUGCCGGUGUUUUCAGCCGCUCUCACCGUUGGUGAUGUCAUGAGCCAGUCGUUGGUCCAUUUCGGUGAGCGUGAGCUCGAGGCCCGAGACACUGUAGGCGAUAUCCUCAAGGACAUUGAGAAUGGGGCGUCAUGUGGCGCAUGCAACGCCCUGCUCCUCGUCCUUCAGGCCCUUGCUCACACGGGCAACGACAACUUCACCAAGGUCAUCACGGCUGUCUGCAAGGCUCUGAAGGUCCAGGACGAUGAUGUUUGUGCGGGAGCCAUUGGUCUCGAGGGACCCAUCCUGGCACAUGACCUUCGCACCAUGAGCGUCGGUACCAAAACCUCGGACCUCUUCUGCCUGACCGUCUUUGGCCUCUGCCAGUGGCCCGACGUCGACACCAAGAACGCACCAGCACUUUCAGCCAAGCCCGCCGGCGCCACCCGCCCCGCCACCAGCGGCCGUGCUCCGCUCAAGGUUGUGCACAUCAGCGACAUCCACAUCGACCUGAGCUACGAGCAGGGAGCCAGCUGGAACUGCACCAAGAACAUUUGCUGCCGUCCCUACACCGCUGCCGACGAGCCCGGCCAGAACGACACCCCUGCCGGCAAGUUUGGUGACGUGCACUGCGACACCCCCGUCAGCUUGGAGGAGAGCAUGUACACCGCCAUCGAGACCCUCGUGCCCGACCGCAACUUUACCAUCUUCACGGGUGAUGCGGUCGAGGGCGCUGUGUGGCUCGUCACCGAGUCCGAAGUCACCAACGACCUGAACGACGCCUUUGGUCGCAUGCGCAGCCUAGGGUCGGUCUAUCCCGUCACCGGCAACCACGACGUCGCCCCCGUCAACUCGUUCCCACCAGCCGCGGUCGACACCACCAUAUCCUCGCAGUGGGUCUAUGACACCAUGAGCUCGGACUGGCAACCGUGGAUCGGAUCAGAUGCUGCGGCCAAGGUCUCGACCAACUACGGCAGCUACUCCGUCUUGGACAAGGCGUCGGGUCUGCGCAUCAUCAGCAUCAACACAAACUUUUGGUACAAGCAAAACUUUUGGAUGUAUGAGAAGAAAUGGGAGAGCGACCCAAGCGGCAUGUUCGCUUGGCUUGUCAGUGAGUUGAGCAAGGCCGAGGCUGCCAAAGAGAGAGUUUGGAUUCUUGGACACAUGCCUAUGGGCUCUGGGGAUACCUUCCACGACGCCUCCUACUACUUUGACCAAAUCAUCCAGCGAUACGACGCCACCAUCGCAGCCACCUUCUACGGCCACACCCACAAGGACCAGUUCGAGAUCGCCUACAGCGACUACAACUCUCAGUCCGCCUCUACUGCAACCAUGGUCUCAUACGUCGCCCCGGCCCUGACCCCUACAUCCGGCAACCCCACCUUCCGCGUCUACGACGUCGACCCCGUCACCUUUGCCGUGCUCGACUACACCGUCUACUACACCGACAUCAACGCCGCGACCUACCAGACGAACCCCGUCUGGCAGAAGCUCUACUCGGUCAAGGAGGCAUACGGCCCCUUGGUCGGCGUGACCGACUCCAAGGCCGAGCUGACGCCCGGCUUCUGGCACGACCUCACCACCGUCUUCGAGAGCAACGACACCGUCUUCCAGACCUACCGGGCCCGCAAGACCCGCGGCUACGACACGUCAUACUGCGACGCCGACUGCAAGGCCGCCGAGAUCUGCCAGAUGCGCGCGGCCGACGCCCGGUACAACUGCAUCACCAUCAAGCCCGGCGUCAACUUCAAGAGGGACAAUAGCAGCAUUUCCGACGGCGGCGCCGACGGCCACGGCCACGUCGGCGAGUGCGACGGCAGCCAGGCCGCGCCCAUCCUCAGCUCAAUCUCUACGUCCACCGAUGGCCUAGAGACUCUCAAGAGCACGUUGGUGGACGUUUUGGGUACUGCGUUCCUGGAUCAGCAGGUCGCUGAUUAUAAUGCGUCGACUAUUGCGAAUUGA